AUGAAAGUGAAUCACCUCCAAAAAUUUGAAGAUGAGCUGCUGGAUAAAGUAAAAGCGUGGUUGGUUGAUCCAGAAACCGAUAAUCAGACAAAGGAUGUACAUCUUUGCCAAGCAAAGAAGGAUAUGUUUGUUAGAGUUAUAACAAGGUUGAAAUGGCUUGAAGACACUGAAAUCGAUGCAUUCUGCCAUCUAUUGCGGAAAAGGAUUUCUGACUAUCCCAAGACAUAUAAAAAUCCGCAUGUGGCAAUAGGGGAUUGCGUAUUGUCGGAUAGAAUCAGGCGAGAGCACAGGGCUUUUAUUAAGGAUCCUGCAAACUAUCCAGUCGUCGAAUUCAAAGACUAUUAUAUGGGCGCACCACAUAGAUAUAUGCCCGAAUGGUCAACAAUUGACGAUGUCUACAUGCCUGUGAACAUUAACCAGAAACACUGGAUUUUGUGUGUAGCACGUCUUCAAAAGUACCGCAUUGACGUGUACGACUGUGAUGCCUAUCUUUAUAAGAAUCUGGAUCCUUAUUUGAAACCCUUCUGCGACAUGAUUCCACAUAUAUUCGCAAAGACAAUCACUCCUGGUGAGAGGGUAAGGUAUCCUAAAUUCAACUUCGAAGGCCCCAUCCAACCAAUGACUUACAAACGGUUACCACACCCCAAAGUGAAAACCGUUGCAGCUAAGGUUGGAGAAGUCCCACGGGCAACAGAGAGCGGGGUCUGUGGGGUAUUCACUCUAAUGUAUAUGGAACACUUGACCGCUAAUCAAGCCGUGCACAAUGUGACCUCAGAAAACAUGGAGUUUUUUAGGCAGAAGAUGGCGGUCAGGUUAUUCCAUUAG
Messenger RNA from Impatiens glandulifera, 825 nucleotides. RefSeq lists its product as uncharacterized. Gene Ontology annotation, cellular component: nucleus. Gene Ontology annotation, biological process: protein desumoylation. Bases 1 to 825 code for a protein of 274 amino acids. Gene Ontology annotation, molecular function: deSUMOylase activity. The record is from RefSeq and is a predicted model, not a curated record. NCBI's taxonomy places the organism in Eukaryota, Viridiplantae, Streptophyta, Magnoliopsida, Ericales, Balsaminaceae. The transcript is spliced from 2 exons.